Messenger RNA from Numida meleagris (helmeted guineafowl), 5729 nucleotides. RefSeq names its product diaphanous related formin 3 (gene DIAPH3). NCBI's taxonomy places the organism in Eukaryota, Metazoa, Chordata, Aves, Galliformes, Numididae. Bases 397 to 3765 code for a protein of 1122 amino acids. Gene Ontology annotation, cellular component: actin filament; cytoplasm. Gene Ontology annotation, molecular function: microtubule binding; small GTPase binding; actin binding. The record is from RefSeq and is a predicted model, not a curated record. The transcript has 28 exons. Gene Ontology annotation, biological process: actin filament polymerization; actin cytoskeleton organization.
AGAAGGCCAUCCAACCAGAAAGCGGCAGUUUCCUUCUGCCGCCGUGGAUUGGCUGUCGUACAGAGGCGGGGGGCGGAACCAGCAGUGGCGGGACGAUUCUGACGGCGGCACAUUCCUGGGUUCUAACAGGCGUUGGGGAGCGGCCGUUGGGAGCGGAUUCCCUGCUGCCCCCGGUCCAGCUGGGCCGGGCCGUGUGCGGCGUGGGGGUGCUUCUGCGGUGCGGUCCGGACGGCGGCCAUCGCCGCCGGGAUUAGGGGCUGCUGGCUGUAAAUCCUCUGCCUGGCUUUAGCCCUGAGCCCCCUCCUUCUCCCCCGCGGCGCCCUGCCGGCCCAGCUCAGCUAAGCUGCUCUAAUCGCAGCCCCGGCUGUCUCCGCCUCGCCUCUUCUGGGCACGGCCAUGGAGUCGCGGCGGCCGCGGCCGCGCUCGCCACCGGGUCGCGGCGGGAGGGAGAACAAGGGGCUCCGCAGGAAGGGCCCGCCGGCCGCCGGCGGAUCUGAGGAGGCCACGGACGGCAGGAAGCCUAAAUUCCAUUUAAAUAUCAAGACACUGACAGAUGAUGUGUUGGACAGAUUUGCCAGUAUAAGAAUUCCAGGAAGCAAAAAGGAAAGACCUGGUCUGCCACAUAUGAAGCAGUCACAGUCUACAGAUUGGUCAUCCACACCUACUGAUGGGGAAGAUUUUGUUCCAAAACCCCUCUCAGAAAGAGAAAUCAUAGCACUGUUUGAAAAAAUGAUGGAAGAUAUGAAUUUAAAUGAAGACAAGAAGAUGCCACUGAGAGAAAAGGAUUUUAAUACCAAAAAAGAAAUGGUGAUGCAAUACAUUAGCACUGCUUCAAAGUCUGGAAGUCUCAAGAACAGUCGGAAGAUUUCACCACAAGAAUUUAUCCAGGAAUUAAAAUCUGGAUCAACAGAUGAAAGACUAGUGACUUGCUUAGAAUCACUUCGUGUGUCCUUGACUAGUAAUCCUGUCAGCUGGGUUGAAAACUUUGGCCGAGAAGGUCUGGGUCUUCUGUUGGAUGUUUUGGAAAGACUGGUUGAGACAAAACACCAGGACAAAGCUGUGAAGAGAAGCCAGCAUAAGGUUAUACAGUGUUUGAGAGCCUUCAUGAAUAAUAAGUAUGGAUUGGAAAGAAUUCUGGGAGAAGAGAGGAGCCUUUUGUUGCUGAUCAAAGCAAUUGAUCCCAAGCAAACUAAUAUGAUGACGGACAUAGUUAAACUCCUUUCUGCAAUGUGCAUUGUUGGAGAGGAAAGCAUCCUCGAAAAAAUUUUGGAAGCUAUAACAGCAGCAGCAGAGGAAAGAAAUGUUGAUAGAUUCUCUCCUAUUGUAGAAGGACUUCAGGAUAACUCAGUUCAGCUGCAAGUAGCUUGCAUGCAGCUCAUCAAUGCUCUUGUUACAUCGCCUGAUGAUUUGGAUUUUAGGCUUCACAUCAGAAAUGAAUUUAUCCGCAGUGGAUUGAAAGAGAUAUUGCCACAAUUGAAAUGUAUAAAAAAUGAAGCACUAGAUAUUCAGCUGAAGGUAUUCAAUGAACAUAAGGAAGAAGAUAUGAUUGAAUUCUCUCAUCGUUUAGAAGACAUUAGAUCUGAACUAGAUGAAGUAAAUGAUGUUUACAACAUGGUGUGGAAUACAGUUAAGGACACUAGUGCUGAAGGAUAUUUUCUUUCUAUUCUCCAACACCUUUUGCUAAUAAGAAAUGAUUAUUUUAUACGUCCACAGUAUUUCAAAUUAAUUGAAGAGUGCGUGUCCCAGAUAGUGUUACAUCGAAGUGGAACAGACCCAGAUUUCACAUAUCGUAAAAGAUUAGAUAUAAAUUUCAGCCACUUAGUAGAUAUUUGUGUAGAUAAAGCAAAAUUAGAAGAAAGCGAAGAGAGGGCUUCUGAAAUUUCCAGAGAGUUUGAAAAAAAUUUUUUAGCUCAUCAAGAGACCCAGGCCCUACUGCAAAAAAAAGAAGAAAGAAUCAAUGAACUAGAAGCAGAAUUACAAGCUUUUAAAUCUCAGUAUGGCUCCUUGCCCCCUGGAUUUCUACCACCAACAUGUGGAGAUGCAUCUGUCAUUCCACGGGAAGCUGCAGAACCACAACAGUUGCCUCCUCCUCCUCCACCACUGCCUUCUAAUGGAGCAAUCCCACCACCACCACCGCCUCCCCCUCCUCCUCCACUUCUUUCGAAUGGCUUGGGAAUUCCUGCAGGAAUUGGUGCUCCUCCACCACCACCACCUCCACCAGGCCUACCUGGGGCACAGUGGUCUCCACCUUCAUGUACUUUGCCAUUUGGACUGAAGCCUAAAAAAGAAUUCAGACCAGAGGUUACCAUGAAAAGACUCAACUGGUCUAAGAUCAGGCCUCAGGAAAUGACAGAAACCUGUUUUUGGGUUAAGGCAGAAGAGGACAAGUAUGAGGAUGCUGACAUGCUUUGCAAAUUGGAACUUACGUUUUGUUGUCAAAAGAGGGUAAAAAAAGACGAGGAAGAUUUUGAAGAAAAGAAAUCCAUUAAGAAACGAAUCAAAGAAUUAAAAGUUUUGGACCCAAAGAUUGCACAGAAUUUGUCAAUUUUCCUUGGAUCUUUCCGAGUGCCUUAUGAGGAAAUAAAAAUGAUGAUAUUGCAAGUAGAUGAAAUGCAGCUGUCAGAGUCCAUGAUUCAGAAUUUAAUAAAACAUCUUCCGGAGCAAGAACAACUGAAUGCAUUGUCCAAGUUCAAGAGUGAAUACAACAAUUUGUCUGAGCCAGAGCAGUUUGGAGUGGUGAUGAGCAACGUGAAGAGACUACGGCCACGGCUCAGUGCUAUUCUUUUUAAGCUUCAGUUUGAGGAGCAGGUGAACAACAUCAAACCUGACAUCAUGGCUGUCAGUGCUGCUUGUGAAGAGAUAAAAAAGAGUAAAAGCUUCAGCAGGCUGCUGGAACUAGUACUGUUAAUGGGAAACUACAUGAAUGCAGGUUCUCGGAAUGCACAAACCUUUGGAUAUAAUCUCAGCUCUCUCUGUAAACUGAAAGACACGAAGUCGGCAGAUCAAAAAACAACAUUGCUCCAUUUUCUUGUAGAGGUGUGUGAAGAAAGCUAUCAAGAUGUCUUGAAUUUUGUUGAGGAUUUUCAGCAUUUGGAUAAAGCUAGUAAAGUCUCAGCAGAAAACCUGGAGAAGAGCCUGAAGCAUAUGGAAAAGCAACUCCAACAGCUUGAGAAGGAUUUGCAGACUUUUCCAGUUGCUGAAGAUAAGCACGAUAAGUUUGUAGAAAAAAUGUCUAGCUUUCUAGUUCAUGCCAAAGAAGAUUUUCAGAAACUUUCACGGAUGCAUGAGAACAUGGAAAAACUGUAUCAGAACGUGAUGGGAUAUUACGCCAUUGAUCUGAAGAAAGUUUCUGUGGAGGAGUUUUUAACUGACUUAAACAACUUCAGGAUGAUGUUCAUGCAAGCAGUAAAGGAGAAUAUAAGAAGGAGAGAAGCAGAAGAAAAACAGAGGCGUGCUAAAAUAGCUAAGGAGAAAGCAGAAAAAGAAAAACAAGAGAGGCAACAAAAGAAAAAGCGUUUGUUAGAAAUGAAAACAGAAGGCGAGGAGACUGGAGUGAUGGAUAGUCUGUUGGAGGCCUUGCAGUCAGGGGCAGCUUUUCGAGAUCGAAGGAAAAGAACACCAAGGGCUAAAGACAUACCACAAAGUCUCAGUCCAACCACACAGAGGCCUGUGCUGAAAGCCUGUAACCAUGGAACUGGCCCAAGGAAGAAUGAAAUAUAUUUGGCAGGUGCUUGUCUGGCACACAACAUACUGAUAUUUAAAUAAUGACUACAGAGCACAUCUGAAUUUUACCCUGUAAGUUACCAUUUGUAGGAACCGUUAUGUUGAAAGUUGCUUCUUUUCAGCCCCUUCUAUCUGUCUGUCUACGGGCAAUACAGUUUCCGUUUUCAAACUAUAAAUGCAUUUGGACAAACAUGAGGACUAAGUUUUUUGAUUCAGGUUAAAAAAGAAAGAAAGAACCCAAAACCUAAAUUUGGCAAAGUGUGGGAACCAACUUGUAUAACUGAUAGAUAUAGUCUGGUACUCAAGUUUGAUUAAAGAUCAGAUGUUUGUUCUAGAAAAGUAAAAGUAAACUCUUAGGUUUUUUGUUGCUUUUAGUUUAGCAAUAUUUUCAGUAGAGCAUCUUGAGACAAUCUGAUUCUAAGAUAUUUUAGAAUGAAUGCCACUUUUCUUGAGCCUGUCUUAUUUUUUCAGGAGCAGGAUAAUACAUUCCUAAUCUUUCUUUUAAGGAAUUCACUAGUAUGUUGUUGAUUAGUCGGCACUUGUCACAAUGUCUAUAUGUCGUAUCUUCCUAUCUUGAGCCAAACAAAGCACUGAACUCGAUGUGAUUUUUGAUUAAACAUAUAGGCCUUAAUUGCUUUGAGUUAAUCUUGUGGAUUGUUCUUUUUUUUUUUUUCUUCAGCUGUUGAAAGCCUAAGUAGGUAAUUUGAGAAUUUUCUGUUGGAUCAUUUAUGUUGUUAUUAGGAAAUUAGAAAUUAUGUAGGUUGCAUAUUAUAGAAUGUAUGCUAGACCCUCAGUAGCAAAGCUUGUUUUUAGUAACUUCACUGAAGUUAGUAGUGUCGUCACUCAAACCAAGAAUUACAAAGCUUCUUUCAUUUUCUGUUACCAAGGAGUUGAGCAUUUUAUGAUGUCAGGUUUGUUUUUUUCAGUCUGGUCCUCUUUGUAAUUGUUUUCUUUCACUUUUUGUCUAAUGUGGAUAAAUAUGCAGUAACUUAUUAUUUCUAUGGGUACUACACAUAGUGAUUUAUUUUCUGUAGCUCAUUGUGUAUAUAUUGUACAGUAAAAAGUCUCUGAUUUCAGCCUACUUCAGAAAAAUUGGAAUACAUCAUUAGACAGAAAGAUUGGUUUGGCCUUUAAUUGAUUGGCUAUUUUUCCCAAUUUAAAAUUUCAAAUGAAUGCUAAAUUUUAUAUCAGUGUGCCAAAAAAGCUACUACCUUAAAAUAUGUGAAAAGCGAUAAAGCACUUCUCUUGUUUGCUUCUUCUGAUGAGACUAACAGAUUCACUUAUAGUGGAUAUGCUUUAUUAAUACACAUUGAAGAUUCAUACCUAGAGUGUACUUUUACUCAUAAUGCAGUCAAAAAGAAUUACAAGCCAUGUGUUGAAAUAUGUGCCUACUGAAUGAUUUAGAGUGCAGCAAUCUCUGCUGGGCAGAUGCCAUCAAGUUCUAACGUUUUCUGUUUAAAAACAAAAUAAAACCAAACAAAAACUAUUUAGCCUUUAUGAUUAAAGAUUUUUCUCUAAAAAAAGUGAAAUAAAAUUGUACCCCAGCAGUAGAUGUAAAAAGCAGUGACUUCAUAUUUCACAGGGAAUGGUAAGGGAGAGAAAUACAGGGAGAAUGUCCACUCUCUCCAUAGCUGCAAUAUAAAUGGCAGCAGGAAGGUAAUUUAUUUCAUCACUGCCAUUGUUAUCCUCAGUACAAUACUGCUGAAGAUACCAAACUACCUCUUAAUGGUGAGGCUAAGCCAAGUCUUAUUAAAAAAAGAAAAAAAAAAAGUGAAAAACAGAGGAGCAAGCCAAUACUAAAUAGCUCUGGAACUGAGAGUAGAAAUUUCCUCAUUUCAUGCUAAGAAAAAAAAAACAAGAACAGGAAGGAGGAGUAGUAAAUUUAGAGGAAUGCUAGCCAUUGAACUCUGGUACUCUUCACUUGGUAUUUCUGAGUAUCAGUUCUGCUGCUUCCCAGGGUGGCCUCUUGGGUGUGUUCUUUUGUUUUCAGUUCUACUGCACUUUUC